Messenger RNA from Meriones unguiculatus (Mongolian gerbil), 17854 nucleotides. It is a transcript of the gene Jmy, whose product is annotated as junction mediating and regulatory protein, p53 cofactor. The record is from RefSeq and is a predicted model, not a curated record. Gene Ontology annotation, biological process: positive regulation of apoptotic process; Arp2/3 complex-mediated actin nucleation; 'de novo' actin filament nucleation. NCBI's taxonomy places the organism in Eukaryota, Metazoa, Chordata, Mammalia, Rodentia, Muridae. Gene Ontology annotation, cellular component: nucleus; cytoplasm. The transcript has 11 exons. Gene Ontology annotation, molecular function: transcription coactivator activity; actin binding; Arp2/3 complex binding. The coding region runs from base 349 to 3276 and encodes 975 amino acids.
GCAACAUUGUGGCGACGCCGAGACCAGUAGUUCAGGAGUCCGCUCUCUGGUUCCGGCUGGCUCGGCGCGCUGAGGGGCAGCGCGGGGUGUAGGGUCCCGGCGAGCCGGCGGCGAACGCGCGCCCCCGCAUCCGCCCGCGGCUUGUAAACAGGUCCGGUCGCACGUGACCGUGUGAACUGCCUGCUCCGGGCUGCGCAUUGUCUCUUCGGAGAGUCGCGCCACAAAGAAGCGGGUGGGAGAGCGGCCGGCGCGCUAAGAUGGCUGAAGGCGCCCGGCGAGGGUGAGCCGGGGGCGCGGCCGCCGCGGAGACUCGGCCGGCGCCGCGCCUCGGCCCCCCCUGGAGCUGCCAUGUCGUUCGCGCUGGAGGAGACGCUCGAGUCCGACUGGGUGGCGGUGCGGCCCCACGUCUUCGACGAGCGCGAGAAGCACAAGUUCGUGUUCAUUGUGGCCUGGAACGAGAUCGAAGGCAAGUUCGCUAUAACCUGUCACAACCGAACGGCCCAGCGGCAGAGGAGCGGUUCCCGGGAGCAGGCGGGCACACCCGCGCCCGAUGGCCCCUGCGGGCCCGGCGGCGCGGCGGCCCGGGGUCGGCCCGAGGCCGCCGCCCCGGCCCCGGCGCUGCGGAGCCCGGGCGCGCGGCGGAGCCCGGCCUGGGCCGAGGGCGGCUCUCCGCGCGGCGGGCGCAGCCCGAGGCGGGAUCCUCUCCGGGGUCCGGCGGGCAAAGGGCCGGAGAGCCCCCGUCGGAGCCCCGCGCCGGCCAGGCCCAGCCCGUCCCGCAGGGGCGCGCAGCCCCUAGACGCGCCGGCCGCCGCCCCGCCAGCCCCGCCGGCGCCCCCGGGGUCGUCCGUGAGGGUGGUGAGCGCGUCCGGGGCGGUCUCCGAGGAGAUCGAGGUGCUGGAGCUGGUGAGGGAGGACGAGGCGCCGCAGCCGCCGCACCCCGGCUCGGAGCGGCCGCCGGCCGCCGCGGAGCUGGAGCCUUCGGCCGAAGAGUGCAGCUGGGCCGGGCUCUUCUCCUUCCAGGACCUGCGGGCCGUGCACCAACAGUUGUGCUCAGUCAACUCGCAGCUGGAGCCGUGUCUGCCGGUGUUCCCGGAAGAGCCGUCCGGAAUGUGGACGGUGCUGUUUGGGGGCGCCCCCGAGAUGACCGACCUGGAGAUAGACGCUCUGUGUUACCAACUCCAGGUCUACCUGGGCCAUGGCCUGGACACGUGUGGCUGGAAGAUCCUCUCGCAGGUGCUUUUCACCGAGACAGACGAUCCCGAGGAGUAUUACGAAAGCCUCAGCGAGCUGCGGCAGAAGGGAUACGAAGAGGUGCUUCAGCGGGCCAGGAAGCGCAUCCAGGAGCUCUUGGACAAGCACAAGACUAUAGAGAGCAUGGUGGAGCUUUUGGACUUGUAUCAGAUGGAGGACGAGGCCUACAGCAGUCUUGCAGAGGCCACAACUGAACUCUACCAGUAUCUACUUCAGCCAUUCCGAGACAUGCGAGAGCUUGCCAUGCUGCGAAGACAACAGAUCAAGAUUUCCAUGGAGAAUGAUUAUUUGGGACCACGAAGAAUUGAGAGUCUACAAAAAGAAGAUGCUGACUGGCAGCGGAAAGCUCACAUGGCUGUGUUGUCUAUUCAGGAUCUCACUGUCAAGUAUUUUGAAAUAACAGCUAAAGCUCAGAAAGCUGUGUAUGAUCGGAUGCGAGCAGAUCAGAAGAAAUUUGGCAAAGCAUCAUGGGCGGCAGCAGCUGAACGCAUGGAAAAACUCCAGUAUGCAGUUUCUAAAGAGACUUUGCAGAUGAUGAGAGCUAAAGAGAUUUGUUUGGAGCAGAAGAAACAUGCACUAAAAGAAGAGAUGCAAAGUUUACAGGGUGGUACAGAAGCUAUAGCUCAGUUGGAUCAACUGGAAUCUGAUUACUAUGAUCUGCAACUCCAGUUGUAUGAAGUACAGUUUGAAAUCUUGAAGUGUGAAGAGUUACUAUUGACUGCACAACUGGAGAGCAUCAAAAGACUUAUCUCAGAAAAGAGAGAUGAAGUGGUGUACUAUGACACUUACGAGAGCAUGGAGGCCAUGCUGGAGAAGGAAGAGAUGGUGGCAUCUGUGCAUGCACAGAGGGAGGAGCUACAGAAGCUGCAGCAGAAGGCACGGCAGCUGGAAGCAAGAAGGGGGCGUGUCUCAGCCAAGAAAGCCUACCUCAGAAAUAAAAAAGAAGUUUGUAUUGCAAAACACAAUGAAAAGUUCCAACAGCGUUUUCAGAGUGAAGAUGAAUAUAGAACCCAUCACACAGUACAACUAAAGAGAGAAAGAUUCCAUGAUGAAGAAGAAAGAAAAAGUGCCUGGGUUAGCCAAGAGAGACAGAGAACAUUGGAUAGACUCCGCACAUUUAAGCAGAAGUACCCCGGGCAAGUCAUCCUUAAGUCAACCAGAUUACGAGUGGCUCAUGCGAGAAGAAAAGGCAUGACAAGCCCUGUGCCCUGUGAGGAGCAAUACGGCUCUCUCCCAGCAGUGCAGGGGGAGGAGAUAUCAGAGCUAGGAGAAGAAAGAAGCCAGCUUGGGUCUUCACAGGCUGCAGAGCCCCAGAGCCUUGUCCAACUUGAAGACACUUCAUCAGAACAACUUGAAGACACUUCGUUACCUCCCAGUGCUGUUACCUCUGAACUGUCUCCUGUGUCACUUUCACUUUUGACUUCUAAUGACCUCAAACCAUGUUCUGCUAUCACAGUUCCACUCCCACCUACUCUUCCUCCAACACCUCCCCCUCUCCCUCCUCCACCCCCACCCCCGCCCCUUCCUGUUGCAAAGGACAACAGCACUACCACCACUGCAGAGACACUGGAGAAAGAUCUCCUUAAAAAGGAGAGCAAUGAGAAGAGGAUCCCAAAGUCAGCCAGCGCCCCGUCAGCACACCUGUUUGAUAGCAGCCAGCUGGUCAGUGCCCGGAGGAAGCUCAGAAAGACUGCUGAAGGUUUGCAGAGGAGGAGAGUGAGUUCACCCAUGGAUGAGGUAUUAGCAUCCUUGAAGCGUGGUAGUUUUCAUCUGAAAAAGGUUGAACAACGGACUCUGCCUCCUUUUCCUGAUGAAGAUGAUAGUAAUAAUAUCUUGGCGCAGAUAAGGAAAGGGGUAAAAUUGAAGAAGGUUCAGAAAGAAGUUUUGAGAGAAUCCUUCACACUUCUGCCUGAUACAGACCCUUUGACACGGAGCAUCCAUGAAGCUCUGAGAAGAAUAAAAGAAGCAUCCCCAGAGUCAGAGGAUGAGGAGGAGGCUUUGCCUUGCACAGACUGGGAGAACUAGCAGGUGGCUUAACAAAAAGAAGAAAAAUACUAAUGGAUGAAGACUGGCUCUGAUUCUUUAGUGAAAAAGUUUAAGCUCUUGGUCCCACAAUUGGAUUCCAGUAGAGUCCCAAGUAUUGGCAAAGUGGUAUGAAAAAAAGGAAGCUCAAUUGGGAGGUUAUUACUGUUCAGUCAUUCAUUGAUAGUGGUGACAUCAGUUUUAUAUGUGCAGUGUUUGUAACUGCAGUGAGAAAAAGCCUCCUGGAGAUGGUUGUUACACACCUUCUCUUUCCAUCCACCCAUUCAUAACCUCAUAAUGGUCAGCUGCUCCAGGUGUUGCUCUGAAUUCAAAGAACACUGAGUUGGCAGAGUUCUGCUAUGUGAGCUGCUUUGGGAUUCGUCAUUCAGUGAACUGAGAAGAUACUUGCUGAAGCACAGCUGCUCCCACAACAGCUUAUAGAAAUAGAGUGAUAUGCUAACAACGACACUCAUCAUGGUAGUUACAGCCAGGAAUUAAAAGGAAACAUGGAAUACACUUAAAUUUUCACAUUAUUCAUCUCCAGAGGAGAUGUUCAGUAUCUGAGAAGCCAGUGGAGAUAUACCUAUUAAUGUGUGCUGAAAAUAGGACACAUUGAAGAAGGCAUAUCUUUAAGAGGCAACAGUCUUACAUUUUGUAAGAGUUUGAAGUUAAAAUUUCCAUGCUUUUAAAAUAGCGUUUCAUAAUUCUGAAUUUAGAAUAGUUUGAAUUUUAUGUGCAUCCUGUUUAUGAGAAGCAAUGCUUUGUAAUUUGAUAACGUUUCAAAUGAUUUUUAGUUCUUUUGUUUGAACUACUGCUUGAUUGCUAUAACUCAUGACUUUUCUAUUGAGAAUCAGAUACCAGGAUUCAACCCUAGAGGCACAGAUUAGACGUCUUUGUAUCAUGCACCAGUUUAAGUUUUUAUUGUUAUGCUCCAUGGUGAGAAGCACGUGUUCAGUAAAGGUCCAGAAGGUGGCCAGUCCCAAAGCCUCCAGCUGGCUUUCUUAUGCUUUGGAUAGAACUUUAGGGGAGGAACAUUUGUUGCUGUCACUAAGUCUUAUGCUUACAUGUGUAGAUUUAGUGAUGACUUAGCUGUAUUUUAAAGGAUCCAGUUAUGAAUGGAGCUGGCAUGGAUUGUCACUGGGAUUAUGUGGAUGUGCCUGAAGGCAGAUGUGCAGUUUAGUGGGUGCUAAUGGUGAGGACAGGUCUUGGCUUUAUAUGGAGGGAUUGAAAUACCAAAAAGAACUUCAUUCCUAAAACGCUCUUUCUCAGCGUUGCCCUGAAACUGCCAUGAAACAGAAGCCCUUCAAUGUUUGCCAGUGUUUUCCUCCAGAAACACAGCUCCCUUCUUGUCACUUUUAAGAAAUGUUUUUCUUUAAAUUAAUUAUGAAAAAGAUUAUUAUAAUGGGUUAUAGAAAACCAAAUCAUUGCACCUAAAUAUUCAUAACAUGUUUAUUGAUGAGACUGAGAGCUCCUGUAUCAUUUCUUUUAUAUAUUGUUUUUAGUCCUAGGAUAAUUCCCACAUCUUGUCUGCAACAAUUAAAACAGCUCUGAUAUACAGACCUCUUCCCAAGAUGAUCUCUGUGUUCUUUCUACCUUCAGUAAAGUGCCAUACUGUUUAACCCAGAGGCACUGGCUAGAUAAAAACUACAAAGUCACCCAGCAUUUAUACGCUUCUCAUAUUUACAGAUCCAGGCAUCAGUGUUUUAUCUUUCUAGUUUAUUUAUUUGCUUUUGCAACUGGGCUCAUUUUUACAACAGUCUUCUUACAUCUGCCUCUCCAGUGCUGGGAUUACAGGUAUAUGCCAAGAUGCCUGGCUUCGUUUCUUUUUUAAGAUUCAUAUUUUAAAAUUAUCUUAAAUUAUGUUUAGUAUGUACACAGAGGCUCUGCCCUGGAGCUAGAUUUACAGACACCUGGCAUGGUUGCUGGUAAUCAAAAUGGGUUCUCUGAAAGAAUGGUGUGUGCUCUUAAUCCCUGAGCCAUCCUCCCGCCCCCCCCCCCCUCUUUUUUUUUUUCUGGUUUUUUUGAGACAGUUUCUCUUUACAAAGACAGCCUUGGCUGUCCUGUGCUUGCUUUGUAGACCAGGCUAGCCUCAAACUCACAGAGAUCCUCCUGCCCCUGCUUCACUGAGUGCUGGGGUUAUAAACGUACCACUACGCCCCGCCUAUUUUUUUUUUUUUUUAACUUUAGGAAAAUAAGGAAUGUACUUUAAACUAACAAAAGUCAUUGUAUUGUAAUCAGUUUUCUUUGUAUCAAAUACUGAAUGGGAUAACAAGCAGUUCUCGGCACAUCCUGACACAGGUCUCCAGGCGUGACCGCAUUCCCAACAAUCCAGCACUACAUCAUGGAACCCGCCAGCCCAUUUUCAAGUAAAUUAUUUCCUCCUAACAUGCCGGUCUCUCUGCCCAGGAACCUAGUUCUUUAAUUAGAGUGUGGCUCAGUAGAGUACAAGACCUCAUGUUCCAUCUCUAGCAUUGCUUCCUAAUCCCCCAAGAAAAGAUUUCUACUUCAUAAAAUCAUACACCAUUGGAGUUAUUCACAAUAAUACGAUUUAAAAUAACUAGUAUACAUGUGUUCAUUAAAUCAACAGAUGAACCCUCAUUAACUUAAAGAGGUUUUUAGGGCCACAGGAAAAUGAGAACAAGCAUGGUAGCACCCCUCUCCCCAAUUUUAGUUUCCUAGACACCUAAUAAAACAAGGACCUUUUGCUUAGUUUUGGAUGCAGUCAGCAGACCAGAAGUGAUAAUGUGGCAUUCCCCGUACAUUCAUGGGUCUACUUGUCAUGGCCCUCACAGUCAGUGUUUCCAGUUCUGCUUCUACAGUCAGAUUCAUGCUGUGUCACUCUUCAUCCAGACCCUGCUGAUUUGUGCUGUUCUCAGAUAUUUUAUACUGAGAUGGGAAACAAGCAGAUGACUUGAGGGUGCUUAGGUUAGUGUCAUGCAUACUUGAAUGUCAGUUUCAAAUACUUCCCUCAUACAACCAAAAUUAUGUGUAAUAGCUAGUAUACUAUGUACAGAAAAGGCUGACUAUUUAAAGUCCUAAUUGUAUUUUAGCAGUAAGAAAUUGCUGGGAAAUGAGGACUUUUAGGGGCUAAGCAAUGGCUUUAUUUAAAGAGUGCUUUAUUGGGGGUAUAGAGUUCAUAAACUGCAUAAAAGCAAUCAUUCUUAGUUGUUCAUUGUGCACUUAAACUUUUUGCAGAAAUCCUUUUUCCCCCUUCCUGAGACAGGGUUUCUCUGUAGCCCUGGCUGUCCUAGAACCAGGCUGGCCUUGAACUCAGGGAUCCAUGUAUCUCUGCCUCCUGAAUGCUGGGACUAAAGGCAUGCAACACACACGUGGCACACGCCUGAUGUGGCCUUUCUUUGUGAGCACUUUGUUGACUCUACAGUGUGUGUGUCUUGGGAGGUUCUCUUCUGUAAAUUUGAAUGUGGUGCAGCACUUGGCGCCACAGUGUGGCCUAGAAUGCGCUAAAUGCAGUGUGUCACAGACACCUCACACGAAGAAUCAAAACCCAGUGGGGCGCAGCCUAAUAGGCAUGGGGACCUACACAUUGAUGCGGUUGCAGUCUCUAUACUCCCUGAGACAUCUUUUUUUAAUUGAUUCACAAAUGUGUGUGUAUUUAAAUCAGAGCUUUUAGCCUAGCUUUGUAGUAUGCUUAUCACCAGAAACCAACAUGCAGAAUGACUUUGGGUCUUUGUCGGACCUAUCAGGGAGUUUUGAGGUUUCUUCUGUUUCACCGGAUAAAAUAACUAAAAAAUCCUGAACAACACAAGAACAUUUCAAACAGUUGUCAGCUUAAGAUCAUUUGACAGGGGAAGCAGAGACCUUGAGUUUUUCCUCAUUUUUGCACUGAAUAUAAAUGAUUAUAUAAAGCUAAGUGUGCAUACUGAACAUUUUAUUUGUGCUUGGUGUUGUCUCUGACCAUCAGGACUUUAGAAGGAAGAGGAGUGAGCAAGCAGAAGCACCUUACUUACUGUUGAGCAUACUGCUCAACAGUCUUGCUACUGAACACCUCAGUAGUUAGGCCUGAAGUCUCCUUUUUUGUUAAAGCACAUUAAAAUUAUUCUGCCUAAUUGCUUUGUAAGAUGAGGCAAUAAUUUUAUCCUAUAAAUGUAAUGUAACUUUAAAAAUUUUCUUAAAAAAAGAGUUUAUGUCAUUGUCUAAACUAUCGUGUGUAAACAGAACCUUUUAAAAGUAAGGGGAGUUGAGAAAGAAGAGGGGAAGGGAGGAAGAGAACGAACUAAAUGUUGUGAGUUAUGUGAAAGGUGUUAUUUUAAAUUUUCUGUUUUGCCCACAGUAAAUGUACAACUUUGGCAUUAAUAUGAUUUGAUGGAUUGAAUUCCAAGUUUAUAAAUGUCCAAUCAAAGCACAUUUAUUGGGCCACUAUAAGGUGCAUGUACAGAAAAAACCUCCAUGCUCAAGGGUUCAUGAAAUGCUGUUUCACAUCAACUCUCAUGCAGUCAUUUAUUUUGAGAGGAAGGGGAUGUUUCGUUUCUUGUGUGUUUGUUUUUGUAGAUUCAGCUACAGUUAAGAGUAGUUCAGUUUGGGGCAUUGGAAGUACGUCAGAGAAACUGUGAAAAGUUUAAAAACAAGGUAUAGUUGUUAGAGUUGAGUUUUGACCCAACAAAACCUUUUUACUUGCAUGUUGUAUAUUAGGUUUCUUCGUCCAAAUUCCAUUGUCUUUACUACAGAGUCUUUGCAAUUAUGCAAUUACCCGUGGCAUUUUCCUUUCAUGUGAUUUCCCCCUCAUUUGUAUGAGGUAGCAAGGGUUCGACUGUGCAUCCCAUAGCAGUGACUUAUAAUGUCUUCGGUGCAGUCCCCACUGCCUCAUUGAAUCUCUCUGUACUGUAUGCAUCGCCAAGUAUGGAGCCAUAAUACUUUACGAGAAAUGGAAAAUUACAGAUCAUAUUGCAUGAGUAAAGCCCCCUGGAGCUAAAGAAACUGACACUUUUUUAAAUGAAAGUUAAAUUGGCAAACUGACUCACCAUUACUAGCUUUGUGCAAUGUUAUAAAGGCAGAAACAAAAUACUAGUGCACUGUGCUUGGCUUUACAGGAUGGCUUCCCCACCAUACAUCGAGUGAAUUGUCCGCAGCAUACUGUAAAUGCCAUCUCUUGCAAAGUUAUAUACUUAGAUAUGCUCAGUUAACAUUCUAAAGUUUUAAACACACAAAGAAAAUACUAAGCAAGCAUUUAUAGCAAUACUAUGAAAUCUCCAAUAAUUGUUUUGACUGUUGCCUUUUGCUCUUUAGUGCAACCUUUCUGCAUCGUAAUUGUGCUGCUUUUUUUUUUCUUUUUUAACAUUUUACACUCCUGACUUCAGACUUAAGUACUUGCUUACCCAGUAUUGCACUCUCCUUUCUUUUAUUGUACAUGCAAUGUAACGACACAGUUUUGGUGCUUAACAGUAUUCCUUUUUUCUUUAAUAAAGGAUAUUUAUUUGAAUUAACUUGAUUUUGUUUGUUUAAAUACCAUCAGUGGUAGGUAUUUUCAUUUCAAAAAGGAGCAUAGCAAUAUUGCACAAUUUUAACAAUGUGUUUAUUUUCUGCUGACAGUAUCUUUUUUGCAAGUCUCUUAUUUUAUUAAUUACAGUUUAUUCACUGUGUAUUCGAGCUGUAGCCCCCUCCUCCAUCCUCUGCCAAUCCCACCCUCCCUCCCUCACUCCUCUUCUCCUAUGCCCUUCCCCCAGUCCAAUGAUGGGGAGGUCUUCCUCCCUUUCCAUUUGACCAUAGUCUGUCAGGUCUCAUCAGGACUGGCUUCUUUGUCUUUCUCUGUGGAAUGGAAAGGCUGUUCCUCCCUCAGGUGGAGGUGAUCCAAGAGCCAGCCCAUGAGUUUAUGUCAGAGAUGGUGACUGAAUGUCUUGACAAAAAGCAGCUUACUUAGGGGCUGGGUUUAUUUUGGCUUAGAGUUCAGGGAAGUCCAGGAAACAGAGAAUCCUUGUCUUCAGCUUGCUUUCUCUUUUCCAUUCAGUCCAGGUAACCAUGGGAUGGCAUCCUCACAUUCACAGUAGGUCUGUCUUCCUCACGUACACCUUUCUAGAAACACCCUCCUAGGUAUUUCCAGUGCUGUGUUUCCAUGGUGAUUUAAGACCCUGUCUUAGAAAUAAAAAUUCAGGCAUGACACUGAAUAGCUACAGAAAUGAAAGAUGGUCAGAAGCAAACGAUGGAUAGUUUAGAGGACUAAUUCCAUUAUGAUACAGCUAAUUCUUGACUUGGCAAUCAGAGAGAUGGUGAGGGAAUGAAAUAAGACCCUUACUGUCCCGUUUGUAAAAAUUCAGGUUGGACUUGCUUUUCUGUGUAACAGCAGUUACCCGGGAAACACUCCAGCAAGAUGAGAACUUUAAAGAGCUCCCAGGAAGAGACACACUGGUUACCGUGCUGAAAGACAGUUGAGAAGUUGGUGGAAUCCAGUGAGGUCUGUAGAGUGAAGUGGAACAUAUUCCAUGAAUAUAGUUUAAGGAAUUUGAUAAAGAUUUGGCUAGGGAGCCAGAUGCCGUGGUGCACACCUCUAAUCCCAGCACUCGGUAAGGUAGAGGCAGGCAGAUGUCUGUGAGUUUGAGGCCAAUCUGGUCUACAAAGCAAGUCCAGGACAGCCAAGGCUACACAGAGAAACCCUGUCUCAAAAAACAAAAUAGGGUAGGGUGUAUUUAGGGUAAAGAGCACUAGAGUAUGCUUGUGAUGGUUAAAAAAGAUAAAAAGCCAGAGUUGUUACAAUAGCCAUUGUGCUUUCUUUUUUGGAAGUAAGAACCUGGAGCUCCAGGCAUGGUGACACACAGUUGUAAUUCCAGCACUCAAGGGACAGCCUGAGCUGUGACGCUAGACUGUCUUCAAGAGAAAACCUAGGUGCUCUAAGACCUGAUUGUAAUGUAGUUUCAAUUCAAGGGAUAGAUGAGGUGGGGAGAAUAGGCUUGCCAUCCUCCAUCCCUCCCCCAGUUCUCUGGGGUAAUCACAGGCCCACUGUAGUCACGGGAGGUGUUUUUGAGACAGUUCCUGUUUUCCCUCUGUAUUUAGGUUGGCUUUUUGUUUUUAAUAUCACCAUUACAGGGAUCCUACUGGUUCACAUAAGAGUAGUUUUACUGUGUAUUUAUUCAGUAAUUUGGUGGUUCCACAGAAUGUACUGUACGCCCCAGUAUAUGUGUGUCUACAGGGACAGUCAUAGAGAAGGCCAGGACUUUACCCUCAAGGUCCAUCAGAGUGGAAAGCUGGAUAUCCACCGAUAGAACCUGUUACCCACAAUGCCUCCUGGUCGCAAAGGACAACUCUUUCAGGAAACUGUUUUUUCCUUCUGCCAGCCUGAUUUCCGCUGCUUGUCUUCCUCCUGAAGUUCCCAUCCUGAUUACUACUCUAAACUGCACAUUUUCUGGAAAAUCAGUGAAGAGCCCUCACCAUGUUACCCAAAGGCCAGAGCAUAGCUCUAAGCCUGUGUCCUAGGCCCAUGUCCCCUGAGAGAGCACAGCAUGACCUGCAAAGCCCAGGUCUGAUAGCCCAUGCAGUGUGACUAGUAAGCUGUCCCCCGGCAAUUAAAAAGACCUAAUUCACUCUCUAGUUAUGGCUGAUUCAUGGCAAGAAUGUGAUACUACUUCAAGAAUGUGCUAGCAUGAAAACUGUAAAAUAAUUCAAUAGCCACCAAGAAGAAAGAAAGAUAAAAUGAUGGAGCGACAUUUAUCAGAGAACAUCCUAAUUUUCUAGUUUUGUUCUAUUUUUGCACAUGUAAAUAUGAAUGGAAAUUUAGCAUGGCCAUUUCCACCAUGCAAUGGGUUUUUAUAAUCCCUGCCAAGUUCAACAACACUCAAAAUGCUGUCAUUCAUUUACAGGCAGAGCUUUGCCCUUGUACCUUGCAGUAGGCAGGGCUGAGAAGGCACUGCUUUGUCUCAGGUAGACCCCAGUCAUUUCACUGGCAUGUGCACAGAAUGCAGUGCAGACACUGGUAAAGGACAAGGACUUUAGACCUGUUCUGGCUGAGAGAAGGCCUGCCACUUCUGUUAGUGCCUCAGUUUCCUCCUCUGAGACAGAAGGCUGGAUGAAAUCUAGUCUUCAAAUUUUCCACCUUUUUUUUUUUUUUUUUUUUUUUUUUUGAGUCAUGUCAAUUCAAACAGGUUAGAUGAGUGCUCUACAGCCUCUGGCUCCUGCCUAACAGCACAAGGGGAAUGGAACCUUACACAGAAGAGAAAAGAUGCCAGCUGGGGCCAGAAGACAGGGCAAAACCAGAGGCUAUCUGCCACUGUCCGUUCACUCCUUGCUAUCCAGGCAGCUGGCUCUCAGAAUCCAAAGGGCCUUGAAGAAGAGGACAUGUUACAGCAGCCCAGGACACUUUCUUCCCAAGGCAGAUCUUGUUUGGGGGGAACUUUACCCCAACCAUAACAUCCAUUAGUUUCCUACAAAGUCUUGUAGCCUGGCCAUGGCCAGAAAUCCAAGGGGUCUUAGGCUAAAUGCUUGCCUCACAAGCAUCUUUGCUGCUAGCCUCAGCUUUAACAACAGCUUGCAAAACACCCCAACAUCACCCUGAGAAAUAAUUUACAUCUAACUUGUGUCUGCCUAAAGAGACACUGAUGAGUUUGGACAGCUGUAUAUACUGACAAAAUGCCAUCAUGACAAAAUCCACAGCAUUUUGUAUUCCGACCAAAAUUCCCACCGGUCCUCUCCUUCCUCUGUGGUGCCUUUCUUUGUCAUUCUCUCUUUGUUGGGGAUGGACCUAAUGUUUUACCAUAGAACUACACCCCCAGUUGGGUCCUGCAUUUUUGUGGUCUAUGCCUACCUUGCCCAAGCCAACCACUGGCAUGUUUCUUGUCACUAGAGAGGUGGCUUGCCCCCUUUCCCUCAGCUUUGGAUUCAACACACUGCAUCCAUACAAUGGAUUGCUUCCCCUGUGUUCUGUAAGCUUACACCACAGCAGUAAUUCCUGGUUUGGAUCCAUUGUGAAUAAACAUUCACACACUAGUGUCCGCAGGAGCGUGCACCUGCACUUUCUUAGCGAACAGCUGGGAGCAGAAUGCUGGCUUGUAUAGUAGGAUUAUGUCGCAUUUUGAGAUAACUCAAGACUUCGGGACAUUGCUUUGCCUUUGAAGCAGGAAAGAUGUGUUUUUUCUGAGGUACAGCCUUCAGCCCUUUCCUGUCCCACGAUGAUGAAUGCUGUACGGACAAAAGAGGUGAUCAUAAGCUGUAGUCCAUUUCCUUCAUCUGUGGAGGAAGAGAUUGGGGCCAGAGGAGAAGAAGGCAUCUCCCAAACAAGUCACACACCGUGUCAACAGUGCAGGAAAGUGCCAAGUGGGAGUGAGCACUGGGUGACAAAAGCAGCGUGUGGAGUUUUUAGUCAAAGGCAAAGCCAGGAAGAGCUGUGUCCACGCUGUCAUGGUUCAGUUAACUCAGCCAUUUAUAUCCGAUGGCACACUGUUUCGCAGUGUCCAGCGAAACUUCCCAAAGGUUAAGUUUUGAAGAACCCUCAUUUCUCUGGGCUGGCCUUUGGGAGUUGGGGACAGGCGCACUCCUUUAUGGGGACACCCCACCCCAGAUGGAGUGUAAGAUGGCAUUCCCCAUUAUAACAGACAUUGAACCAAAUCACUACUUGACAAAAUAUUCUUCUUAAUCUAAAACUUUACCUGCAAACCUCCUAAUAUUAAAAUCAUAUUUCAAUAUAACUAAGAUUCUGGUUGAAACAUUUUUCUCCGUUGUGCUUGCCAGGCAUGGGUCAGGGAAGGAUAUUUAGGAGCGUUCUUAGUGACAGCAGCAAGGAUCUUAUUUUAGCUGAACACCUCUUGAUACAUGGCAUUUUAAGUAUUGCAAUUAAGUAGUCAGUAUUUUGAGGAGAGAAAAUCAAGUCACUUGAAAACUUAAUCAUACCCUCAACAACAAACAAAAUUCUACUUAUCACUUGUUCUAGCUAGUUUUGUGUCAACUUGACACAUGCUGAAAUCAUCUGAGAGGAGGGAACCAUAACUGAAAAAAAAAAAAAAUGCCUCCACAAGACCAGGCUGUAGGCAAGCCUGGGGACAAUUUCUUGGAGAUUAAUAGAGAAGAGGGCCAUUGUGGGUGGGAACACCCCGGUCCUGGGUUCCAAAAGAAAGCAGGCUGAACAAGCCAGUAAUCAGCACCCUGCAUGGACUCUGCAUCAGCUCCUUCCUCCCAGGCUCUACAUGGUUGAAGUUGGGAAUUUGAGAUGUGGAUGAUUAUAUUGGUUAAUUUUUUUUUCUUGGUUUAUUUUUUCUAAUCAAGUGAAAAGAACUGUGUGAAAUUCAGAAAUUCUUUGAGCUAAACAAUAAAAAGAGUAACAGCUGUGCAAAGCUCUGAUCAUCUUGCUGUCACAUUUGUCUGUUCACCUAACCAGAAGCCAGGUUCACAGAGAAACAAAGGCUCAUCACUGCUCUGAGUCUGAAGACUAAGCUGAAUCUCCAAGGCACAUGGUGUUACUAUGUAACUCUGGCUGCCCCAGAACUCACUGUGUAGACAAAAAUGGCCUUGAACUUAGAGAUGUGCCUGUCUCUGCCUCCCCUUUAACUGCUGAAAUUAAACGCUUCAAAACCUAUUCUGAAACCUUCUAUCAGGCAGAGUGAUGAAAAAUGGCUUGUUACAGAAUGCUCAUCGCCUAUGAGGGCAGUGGCUCCAAAGAGCCAGCUUAUCCAGCCCUUCCCUCAGAACAACAAUCUGCCUGGCCUUUCCCACAGAAAAUAACGAGAUGAGAGAUUUUUCUUACAAGGGAAACUAGGCAUUACACCGGAAACACUUUCCCCAGCAAAUCCGUAACACCUGCAGCAAUGGUCCUUGACCUGAAGCUCAUCCUUCCUUGCAUUGGUGCUAUCUAUGCAGGCCACACAGGGAGACCUAACUUUAGUCCUGGGUUGCCAGAAUCCUGCAAUCUCCAGUCACAGUUCAGCCUUGGGAUAGAUAGAAGAGCAAAAAAGUUCCAAUCAAGAGAUUCAAAACAGAUUGGGAGCAUCUACCACUGAAACUCCCUUAUGCUGGCUGCUCCUACCUGGAAGUUCAGAACCAGAUGUCUGAUGUUACCUACCCCCUUUUUCAGGCCAUGCUGGACUGUUCUUCAGGCUAUCCUUUCUAAUUCCUUUCUCCUUGCACAGGGUCCACUGUCAGGGCUUCCAAGGGCUCCUGCUUUCUCUUCACUCUUGUUAUCUCUGUAAUAGGUGCGCCAGCCAUCCUUUCCUGGUAACCCUGAGUCAAUUUUUCCCAUUACUCUACUCUCCUAUACAUGCAUCAGAUCAGUGAGACCUCUGGGGAAGCAAGCAACACAAAUUCAUGUGGGUUCCGUGAGGACCAAGGCCUAGACAGCUCUGCCCAGCAGCCCCUGCAAGUUCAUGAUAGCAGGUGCAUUUCCUCGAGCCUCAGUGUCUAUAUUGGAGACCUGGCUGUGCAAGUGUACCCCUAUAGCUCAUCCCUGGAACCCACAUGAAGUUGGAAAUAAAGAACCACAAAUUUUUCCUCCACAUGAACAAGCUCUUCUUAACCCACAACCAAUAACAACAAAAAUUUUUUUCUGUUCAGCAGAAAAACAAAACACGGCUUUUGUCAAUACAAGAUUUAGGCUUUCUUUUCUCCCCUGGCAUUAUCUAAGUUCCAUGUCAGGGGAAAGUUGGUCAGUUGGAGGCUGGGUAUGUCGUGGCCCCCCAUCCAUGCUACCAUGUGUCAGGACACCUGAGCUCCCUUUGUGCCCCAGAUUCAGGACAGUGAUCGCAUGCUCCUUAUCUUGAACCCUGUCCAGGCACAGUAGCUUUUUCUUUUGUUAGCUACCUCAUGCCAAGGGCUGAGCAAGGACCGUUUGUUGGGGGCCUUCAGGCCAUUUCUUCUCCAUGAAGAAUUAUUCUGAUCGUCAAACCAGGACUCCAAGGUACUCUUCUCAAUUGAGUAGUUCCAGAGAUCUACUGUUUAUCCUCAAAGCCUUUGGGAUGGGAGGAAAUCUGUGGCCAGGGCCCUUCCAUAGUGACUUUCCAACCCCCAACAGACUUCCUUUUGCUGUCUUUACUCAUCACACUGGUGUCAGUUCUCAAUCUCAGUUACCAUGAAAACUUAAAAGCAGAGAAUAAGAUACUGCAGGGCCCACUCAAUCCUGGGGGGUCACUGAACUGGAAAGGUUUUUGUGGAUACUGAAUUGAGGUGGGGAAAGGAAUAAUAGAUGCCAGGGAAAAAGCAAAUGGUAAAAAUGCCAAAUGCCUCCCUAUCUCUUACCUCUUGUCUUGUUCAGCUGUUUGUCAUUUCUAGUUUCCUUUCUUACCUACACUGCCACAGUUAAGAGCCCUCCUCAGUCUGACCAUGCAGGGUUUCUGAGCCUUUCCCAGUGACUUAAUCUUUUUAGUGCAACUGCAGUCAUGUUACUUCAAGGGUUUCACUGAUUCUUCACUUGGGAAUGUAGGGCUUCUAAGGACAUGAGCCAAGCCUUCAGAUCUGUUCUUCCUUCUGUGCUGAGCCACUGGUGUGCUCAGCCAGGGUCUCAGGGCUGAUGUUGAAUGUGUUCUGUUUCCUACAUCACUUGAGUUUUCAGUGGGCAGCCACCCCUCUUUUACAUCACAGUUCAAUGCUUCCUCCUCCAAGGCCACCAGCUCCUUCCCCACAUGGAAUGGAUCCCCUGCUUUGCAGUGCUGUAACCAGACACUAUGCAGCUCCCUUUCCAGUCUGUGUGCUCUUGAUGGUGAAGAUUGGGCUUCUCAUCUCUGUUUUCCCUGGGCUGAUGCACACUUCAUACGUGUUCAUAAAACCAGCCAGAUGGCAUUAGAUGUCACCAGAGGCAAAGUGAAGGAUGUGACAGGAGGCUCCUGACUGAGAGGGAGACAGUGUCCUCAUCUGCCACAGUCCAGCACUUUCCCAUGUCUUUCCAUUCUGUCUCAUCUUUCUGUUUGCCAUUUUAAAGAUUACAACUAAGCCAAGACUACAAAACAGCAUGGGCUUUAAACUACCUUCUAUUUUUCACUGGCGUCCCUGGUACCUUCAGGUUUCAGGGACUGGCCUGGUAAAAAGCAAAGGAAACCAUAGGGUUUCUGCUGCACGAUGCUCACCCAUGUCAGCACGCUUGAAUCAGAGCCUGCAAAUACUUCUUUAAAAGGCAGUAUAAAAAUUUAUCAGUUUGCACCAUUUGGUUCAAUGAGUUAACAGUGCUUUCCCCAUAAGCCUGUAAGCUCUGAGCUUUAUCUGCAGAAUUUAAGUAAAAGCAAAAGGAGAGGGUAGCACCGCAGCCAUUCAUAGACCUGCCCCAGGCGCAGAGAUCGAUAGUUUGCUGCUGCUUCUAAAGCAGCAACAUGCCCAGUGUCAAGUCACACACAUGUGCUGGACAGUGCUGUAACUGAGGAGUUUCAUCAAGGGGAGUCAAACAUUUAAUCUUGUAGCUUUCAGCAAUGUUUUCCCCAGAGUUCAUGCUCUCUAUUGAUUGUGGAGUUUUAAAGGCACUUGGGAUAUUUGGUAAGUGGUAACUAAGUAACCCUGAAUACUCCUAAAACUUCGCAGGUAGUCUGUGUGUGUUGGGGGGUGAGAAAUGUCUAACCUCAUGUUCAAAAUGAAGAAUUCUGUGGAGAAGAGAACGGAAUUAGGCAGAUUUACAUGUACCAGUUGGGACAUCUAAUAGUCUAAAAAAAGGUAAGGGGGAAAAUACCUUAUGAUAGAAUUUACCCCACAAACUAAAGGUCUUAAUAAAUACAUGUACCUUGUGUAUAGAUGCAUAAAAUAUUGAAAGAAUGACAUCAAAGCAUCAUAGUAAUGAAGUAGAAAGCAACAUAGGUCCAGCGGGCUAACAGAGUUUCACCUGAGUCUGAUGUCCAGAAUCCAUAAUGGUGGGAAAACUGACUCCCAUAUGAACUGAGGCCCAUAUGCCCCCUCCACAAUAAUAAAUAAACUUUUUUUUUUUGGCAUAUAGGAACCACUGUAUAACUAAGGCAAAUUCCUCCUCCUCCUCCUCCUCCUCCUCCUCCUCUUCUUCUGUUUUUUUUUUUCUUUAAGGUACAGAGGUUGGAAACAGUACCACAUGAGAUGGAAAGCAAGCUAUUUGAUUCUUGACAGGCUGAUAAGUAUUACACAUUGAAAAAUCUAUAUACUGCCUUUAAAAAAGUAUUUUCGUGGCAUGGUUCAAGCGUGUUGCCAAGGGUGAGCAUGGUGCAGCAGAAAGCCUGUGCUGUCCUGGUUGCCUUUCACCAGGCUAGUCCCUAAAUCCUGUUGAAACUGAGUCCCCCAUGUUAAAAGUGGGGUGACAAAACUCUGGUCAUAAGACUACUGUGAAAGCUGCUGUGCUGAACAGCCACACCCUGUAAAUCACACAGCUGUGAUUAUGCUCAGGCCAUGCUCAGGCCUGCAGCACUGGGGUCUCUUUGCACGAGCACACUGUAAAAUAAAAGUUCUGCUACAGGAGACCACGAUUAACGAAACAGAAAAAAAAAAAAAAAAGAUGAACACGAGUAACUUUAAAGUUAUUGUUUAUUUGACAAUUCCCAAGUUGACUUGAAAAAUUUAUAUUUUCAGCAAACUGUGAAUACUGGUGGCUUCUUUUUCCUUCCUGCAAUGGCAAACAUGCUCAAUUUGUUGCCCAAGUGACAAAUAACGUCUACCCAAGGAAUUCAAACUAAUUUUAAAUGUAACUCAGACUAAAAAAAAAAAAAAAAUUAAA